CGACAACCCGGACAACGGGACAACUAAACUAAAGGUAGACUUGAACUGAAGCUUGAAGAGUCGUGGAAAGUUUAUUGCAUUGAAAACUUGUGACAUUUUGGUGUAUUUGUUAGCAAUCUUUAUUCAUUGAGUUGAUUCAUUGUAGUACAGUUAAUUUGUGUAGAAAGACUUUUCCCCAGUUAAGCUUAGCCUAGGCCUAUUCCUAUUUGUAUGUAGGCCUAUAUUCAACAAAAACCAUCCAAAAGCUUCUAGGCCUAUGACACUGUGGAGUAUGUGUAAACGAAGAUAGUAGUCUGGAAUUGAAUUAACAUAAUCUUGUGUAAUUGUGUCAUCUUUUCCCUAAUUAACUUAUAUUGUAGGCCUUGUAGUCAUGUCUUCUUGGCUUGAAAAUCUGACUACUGCUGGGAAUGUGCUACAAAAAAUGUUUAGCAAUACCAGUCCACCAAAUAAAGUUCUGGAGGUGAAGUCUGAUAAGUAUAGCAACAGAACUGUAAUAUGCAGGGAAGACAACAUUGUGUUUUAUGGACCAACAAACAAUGACAAUAAAUAUGAAAUUGUUAUUCUAAGAGCAUACUGUGACCUAGCCUACAGUUUAUACCGCUCUGAAGUGAAGGAUGAAGUUGAAAUUCGUUUUUUGCAGUACAAGGACAAAAUACCUGUUCUAAUAUCAAUCUCUGCAACGGUCAACUCUCUGAGUGGCAUCCAGAAAGUUUGUGACGUAAUUCAAGACCAUCCAUCAUGGACUAUCACACACUUGGCUGUCUUCUUGAACCUGACAGACUGCUUGAAUUCAGAACAAGUUCUUAGUCACCUCAACACACCCGAUGCACUGAAGGGGGAGUCUCCGCUGAUGUUGGCCAUCAAAGAGCAGCAGCUGGCCGUAGUCAAGGCACUGGUCAACGCCAAGGCUUCCCUGGAACAUCUAGACCACGAGGCCAACUCUGUGUUCCAUUAUGCAGCGUCUACCAAUAAGGAUAUCAUACUGGCUCUGCUGACCAGCGGACAGCCCAGGUGUCUCAACUACCGCAACAUCUGUGGCUACACUCCGCUCCACAUUGCGUGUCUGGCUGAUAAGCCGGACUGUGUGCAGACGCUGCUGGCGCAAGGAGCCGACGUCAAUAUCUCAGCGACCAAGGGACAGAUCAGCACCAUGCCGCCAGGAUUUGUUGGUGACUUUAUGGAAGGCAACGCUAAGAAGCUCUAUGUGCAGGAUAUGAAGUUUGGCGGGACCCCUUUACACUGGGCAUCUUCUCGUGAAGUUAUUGAGCAGCUGGUAGAUCGCAACUGUGACCUCAACGUCCUUAAUUUUGACAAGCGAACAGCACUACAUGUCAUGGUGAUGAGAAACAGGCUGGAUUGUGUUGUGGCACUACUGAGUAGACACGCAGACCCAGACAUAGGAGAUGUAGAUGGCAACACUGCAUUACAUUUUGCUGUUAAAGCCAAUAAUAUCCCUGUUAUUCAAGCACUCAUUGUGUUUGGUGCCGAUCUUUCAUCCAUGAACAAUGAAGGCCACACAGUCAGACACUUUGCUGCUCAAGAAACAGACGAAGUCAGUAACAAGGUGCUGUUUCUACUACAUGCUGUAGGAGCACCGAGGUGUGUACCUGACAUACACGGUUGUACAGAUGGAUGUUUGCCAAAUGGUACCAGGGAUGGCAUACCACCUCCAGACCCACCCUGUGCUCAGGUACGAGCCAUUAUGAAGUGUUUCCAGCAAGGUAGUGCAGGUGGAGGAGGGAGUAGAGACACUGUGGGUGGGCGAGUGUUGUGUCUGGACGGAGGAGGGAUUAGAGGCCUGGUGCUGGUCACUAUACUGCUACAUGUGGAGGCUAGAGUGCAGCAACCCAUCAUACACUCCUUCGACUGGAUUGCUGGUACCUCUACUGGUGCCAUUCUAGCCCUAGCACUUGCUGCAGGCAAGUCACUCAAGGACUGUUUGUGCUUGUAUUUCCGCAUGAAGGAGUACGCAUUCGUAGGACCCAAGCCAUACCCCAGUGAGCCCCUGGAGACAAUGCUGCAGCAGGCACUUGGCACAGAGACUGUCAUGGCUGACACUGAACAUCCCAAGUUGAUAAUCACUGGAGUUCUCGCAGAUAGAAAGCCAGUAGAUCUGCACUUGUUCCGCAACUACCCAUCGCCAAGUGAAUUGCUGGAUCCGCAUGACGCAAGCAGAGGAGACUACCCAGCGCCGGCCUCGCGAUAUGAACAGCUAGUAUGGAAGGCGGCACGUGCCAGUGGGGCGGCACCAUCCUACUUUAGGGCGUUUGGUCGGUACAUUGACGGAGGUUUGAUUGCCAACAACCCGACUAUGGACGCAUUGACAGAGAUACAUGAGUACAACACGGCACUACGGUGUUUAGGACGGGAUGCUGAGGUGAAGCCUCCUACAGUAGUGGUGUCAGUGGGCACUGGCUGUAUACCAGUCAAACAGCUGCCACCAGUUGACGUGUUCAGGCCUGAGAGUAUUUGGGACUCUGCCAGACUGGUUAUGGGUAUCUCAGCACUAGGUACACUACUGGUGGACCAAGCCACCCUGGCUGAUGGCAGAGUCAUUGACAGGUGUAAUGCCUGGUGCAGUAUGAUCGGUGUUCCAUACUUCAGAUUUUCACCACAAUUAUCAGAAGACGUCGCAAUGGAUGAAAAAAAUGAUGCGAAGCUGGUGAACAUGCUUUGGGAGACAAAGGCGUAUAUUAUGAGGAACGACGAGGCUGUAUGUCGCUUGGCGAGCCUGCUCACCGGCAACCGGUCUCUUGCUCAAGGUGCCCACAGUUAACAAGAGUAGCAGCCAGUCUUGGAUAAUUAUUACAUAUAAAUGAUCAGACCACGCAUACACAUGAGGGCUCUCUCCAAUUCACACAUCAGGGAUACUUUCAUACCAAAAUAUUCUACAUUUUUACUCCAUGUGAACCAAUAUUUUUUUGGUAAUACACACAAGAGGGCUUGUUAUAUUUUAUUUUAGAUUUUCUCUUAUAUCCUCAUUUAUAUUCUAAAUACAAUUAUUUAGAAUGUUAUUCUUAAUUUUAGGAAAACAAUUAAGUUAGUUAUAGUUGAAGUUGAGUUAAUUGGUGUGUAUGGUUUCCAAUUAAAGAAUCAUCUUAAAAUCCAUGUACCAUUAAAGUUAUUUUAUAAUUUUAUCUUGCAAAACUUGUAAACAAGUGUUUUUUCUAAGAGGUUUGUAAGAUUGUUUACAAUUGGUUGUUCCUCAAUGGUUCCUUAACUGGAUUUUGUAAUACACAUAUUACGUUUCCUAGCUUUAAAUCUUAUUUUAUAGUUUGCUUAUUCUUGUUAAAGUUUAAACCAUUCUUGAACUAUACUUUAUUCACAAUAUUUAGGUGGUUUGAGAGGAAGUUUCCCCACUACUUUUUUUGUAUUUAAUGUUUGUUGCUUGAUCAGCUAUUGAGCUAUUAUUUUAAAAACAAGGAGUCAAUUGGAGGGGAUAGAUUUAUUCUUCUAAAACUGCAAAAAUAUUGUGAACGAAGAAUAGAAAAAUGCACAUGUGAUAAAUAUCAUAAUGUAAGUUUAUUUAAGUUAGUAUUGUUUAGAAAAAUAGGUUUUGUUUAUGAAGAAUAAACAAAUUUAGAAAAUACCAAGGCGUGCUUUAUUAUUUAUAAUUUUGUUACUGAAUAAACUCUUUGACUAAGACAAAACUUGUACUUCUUUCUAGUCUUAUAUUGAAUACUUUGAAUUUUACCUUUUGUAUAUAGUUUUAAUAUCUGUUGUAAUAUUAUAAUUUCUAUUAUCUCUUGGGGAAAGUUACUCUACAAACAAUAAUAAUAAUGCAGAUUGUUAAAAGCAAAGUAUCAUACUAGUAUUUAUGUAUAUAAAUGAUUUCCUGUGAUAUAUUAUUUUACGAAUAACGUUAAAAAAAUCAAUAUGGCAAAUCAUCAGGCAUUAAAUUUUAGGCUUGGCUGCACCUUUCUUUACUCGAUAAAUUUCUUUAUUUGGGAUCUCUCAAAGAGAUACAAUGGCGUCACAAACAAUGUCAGUGGAGCCUAAAACUCAAACCCAACGCUUUAAUAAAAUUUGUCUGUAUGCUUGAACUGCCUUCCCAUGUCUCUCUAAUUGUGUAUUACAGAGACAAGGGAAGGCAGUUCAAACAAGAAUAAGACCAAUGUGGAUGGUUGGGCUGAUACAAAAGAAGCAUAAGGAGAAUGUCUGAUCAAAUAUAAUAAUACCUCAGGUCUAACCUCAAACUCAUGAUUGAGAUCCUUUCCAUAGUUCUGUUAUUUAGUAGUGUAGCUUUUAAUUGAGCAGUUUUCUAAAAAUCAUUUGACUCGGAUCAUAACAUAAUAGUAUUUUUAAUCGUUGAGAAUCAUAACAUGAGUACCUACCUAAAUAUAAUUUUCUAUAAUUUAAUUUUAAUUCUUAGCUAGGCUGUGUUUAGCCUUUUAGAGUGCUUUGCACCAUACGGUUCAUAGGAUGUUCCAUGAGGAUUUCCAAAUAAAUAUUCCAUGACAAAUAAUUACUCACUUUGUAUAAGUAAUAUGUAUGAUGUUUGUAAUUCUCCAUAAACAGCUUGCACAAUCGUGUAUGUAAUAAUCAAGAAGCUAUUUAAUAAUUAGCCUAAUCAUAAAGUUAGUCAUGUCCAGCUAGUUUCUUAUGUUACUGUUGUAUCCAUGAAAUGUUAUCUGUUUAAUAAAUUGAAUGAAUUAA
Messenger RNA from Macrosteles quadrilineatus (aster leafhopper), 4656 nucleotides. Its product is annotated as 85/88 kDa calcium-independent phospholipase A2-like. Lineage: Eukaryota; Metazoa; Arthropoda; Insecta; Hemiptera; Cicadellidae. The record is from RefSeq and is a predicted model, not a curated record. Bases 371 to 2776 code for a protein of 801 amino acids. The transcript is spliced from 16 exons. Gene Ontology annotation, cellular component: mitochondrion. Gene Ontology annotation, biological process: lipid metabolic process; positive regulation of ceramide biosynthetic process. Gene Ontology annotation, molecular function: protein binding.